UAUCGUGAGGCAUACCGGAGCUACAGGAUACUAAAGCCUCCGCAACCUGACAGUAACAUGGAGCCACUGAGGAAUGGAGGCAAGAACAGCCAGAAACCCCCGGAUGAUGACCCAUCAGAGAUUUUCCUCCCUUCACCUGCGGGGAGGAAGAUGGAGAAGAACAACCUGCCAUGCAGAACCAUUACCAUUGUAGUGAUUGUUGUAACCAUAUUAGCAGCAUUGCUUGCGCUAACCAUAGGAUUGCUAGUGUGGCACUUUCAUUUGAGGACAGAGAGCAGAGUAAAGAAGGUUAUCAGUGGUUCCAUGACAAUCUCCAAUCAGAGAUUCUCAGACAGUUAUGAGGACUCUAACAGUAGGCAGUUCAAAGAGCUGGCCUUGCGGGUCUCAGAGCAAAUGAAAGGUAUAUACAGUCAUUCCCCAGUACUGUCCAAAUAUUAUGUCAAGUCCAGUGUUCAAGCCUUCAGUGAAUCCAGUGAUAACAACGUCAUAGCCUACUACCUCUCGGAGUUCAGUGUGCCAGUGGCUCAGUCAUCUGCUGUGGAUAAGGCCAUCAACUCCCCUGAGGAAGCUGUGGGGCCCAAGCAAGGCCGCAUGAGGUUGAGUCUGGGCCGUAAGCCUGGCAGCAUCCUGGUUAUCGACAAAAUGAUGUCUGGAGCUGUGGAUGCUCGGCUUGUUAAUGCCACUUCUAGACGUCACUAUAAGAAUGCUCACCACUCCCAUAUGGGAGAGUUAGGCACCAUCGAGUCCCCAGGCUUUCCUAAUUUUCACUACCCUCCAAACGUCUAUGUUGAGUGGCAGCUCCGUGCUGACCCUGCUCACAGAAUCAGAUUGGAGUUCACAGCCCUCCACCUGGAGAAAGACUGCAACAACGAUUUCAUCAAAAUAUAUGAUUCUCUAGUCCCUACUGAGAAGCAGGUCAUUGCAGAGAAGUGUGGAUACUACACCCCCAAUGAGCAGCUGAUUUACCUUUCCUCUGGAAAUGUCAUGUUAGUUACACUGGUCACUAACAGAGAGAAGAAUUUCCCAGGGUUCAGGGCGACAUACUCCCAAGUCCCUGUAAAAUCCCAAGAGUGUGGGGGGAAACUAACAGGAAUGAAUGGCACAUUCACCUCUCCUGGCUUUCCUUCACGCUAUCCUCCUCAGAUCCAGUGCGUUUGGGACAUUGAGGUUCCAGCAGGAAAGCAUGUCAAAGUGAAGUUUAGCAAGUUUUCUCUGCAUGAGCCACAACAGAACUCGCACCACUGUACCAAAGACUACUUGGAGAUAAACAACAACAGGAUGUGUGGAGAAAAAUCCACGAGCACAGUCCACUCCAGCAGGACCAACCAGAUAACGGUCAAAUUCUACUCCGACAUGUCCUAUGUGGACCAGGGCUUCUCGGCAGAGUUUGAGGCCUUUGAGCCCAAUGAUCCUUGUCCUGGGAAAUUCCAGUGUGACAAUGAUGUCUGUGUUAACCCUAAGCUGAAGUGUGAUGGCUACGAUGACUGUGGAGACAUGAGUGAUGAGAAGAACUGUGUCUGUGAGGAGUUUCACGUCAAAUGUAGGAACGGCUUCUGCAAGCCCAAAUUCUGGCACUGUGAUGGGGUGAAUGACUGUGGUGACAACACAGAUGAGGAGAACUGCGGACACUGUAAAGCUGGAGAAGUUGCCUGUCGAAAUGGCCGCUGUGUCCCUGAAUACAAGAAGUGUGAUGGCCAUAAUGACUGUGGUGAUGGCACAGAUGAAUCCGAGUGCCCCAAAUCCGUAGUUCUCAGGUGCUCCGAGUACACCUACAAAUGUAAGAAUAACACGUGCAUUAGUAAGCAGAACCCUCAGUGUGAUGGGGAGCAAGACUGUGAGGACGGUUCAGAUGAAGCAGACUGUGAGUGUGGUACGAGACCCUACAAAAGUUCCCGGAUUGUGGGUGGUGAAGAAUCAAGUGAAGGCGAGUGGCCCUGGCAGGUCAGCCUUCACAUGAAAGGGCAGGGUCACGUGUGCGGAGCCUCUGUAAUCAGCAACCUCUGGCUAGUCACUGCUGCCCAUUGUGUACAAGACACUGAAAAGUUAAUGUAUUCUCAACCGGGCCAGUGGGAGGCCUACCUGGGGCUACUCACUCAGGGUAAAGCCAGUACUUCGACAGUACAGAAGAGUGUGAAGCAGAUCAUCUCACAUCCUGAGUACAAUCCCAAGACCUAUGAUAAUGAUAUUGCCCUGAUGGAGCUGGACAGCCCAGUUAAUUUCAACCAGAAUAUCUGGCCUAUCUGCCUACCUGCAGCCUCACAUGAGUUCUCUGCAGGCCAGGCUGUGUGGAUUACAGGCUGGGGCACAACCAGAGAGGACGGAAGUUUAGCAUCAGUGCUGCAGAAAGCAGAGGUCCGCAUCAUCAAUGACACAGUGUGCAAUCAGCUGAUGAAUGAUGAGAUCACUCCACGCAUGAUCUGUGCUGGAGUUCUGGCUGGAGGAGUGGACGCCUGCCAGGGCGACUCAGGUGGGCCAAUGUCCUCUGUAGACCCAGACAGCGGGCGUUUGUUUCUAGCUGGAGUGGUCAGCUGGGGGGAUGGCUGUGGCCGAAAGAACAGGCCUGGUGUUUACACUCGGGUCACAAAAUAUCGCAGCUGGAUCCAAGAGGAGUCUGGGGUAUAGAGGCAUAGGGUGUUUUUUCAUCUCUAACAUCCUACUUCGAGAGCUUGGCUUGAGACCAGCGAAGUCCGAAUUCAUGUGUGGAAACUUCAGCACUCAAACUCUGGGUCCAUUAUUAGGUUAUUUAUAACUACAAUGCAACCAAUAUAAUAAUAAUCUGUAUUUAAGAGAAUUGAAUUAUGGGCCCACAUGUUAAUGCAGGGGUGCCCAGUCCUAAUACUGGAAAUCCACCAGUUCCAACACACCUGGCUCUAAUGUUCAGAUGCCCCUAAAGGCCUUCAUUACCUCGAUCAAGUGUGUUAGAUUAGGAUUGUAGCCAAAUUCUGCAGGGUGGUGGAUCUCCAGGACCAGGAUUGGGCACCCCUGUGUUAACUUAAUCUGAAUCCAAAAAGGAAGUAUUGAAUAUGUUUGAAUUAUGUUUUGUUUGUUAGGAAUUGUUAGUGAUAAUGUUCAACAGUGAUUACUAAUUCUGUCAUUUUUAUUAUUUCAUUUUAAGUUAAUUUCUGGGCUUUGAUUACUUCUGAUGAUUUCCCUAAGGUGAGAUUUGUAAAUAUAUUUACAUCACUUUUUUGGAGGGGGGGGGGGUGCUGUUGCCCUUGUUAUGUUUUUGUUUGUAUGCAAUUUUUAAAGUGUAUGCAUGUAUGAUUAAAAAGAACUGUUUACA
Colossoma macropomum (tambaqui) is the source of this 3283-nucleotide messenger RNA. It is a transcript of the gene st14b, whose product is annotated as ST14 transmembrane serine protease matriptase b. Gene Ontology annotation, biological process: acrosome reaction; proteolysis. The record is from RefSeq and is a predicted model, not a curated record. The transcript has 19 exons. Bases 58 to 2622 code for a protein of 854 amino acids. Gene Ontology annotation, molecular function: serine-type endopeptidase activity; protein binding. Gene Ontology annotation, cellular component: membrane. Lineage: Eukaryota; Metazoa; Chordata; Actinopteri; Characiformes; Serrasalmidae.